Molecule: messenger RNA, 6198 nt
Organism: Neodiprion virginianus
Lineage: Eukaryota; Metazoa; Arthropoda; Insecta; Hymenoptera; Diprionidae
Product: LARGE xylosyl- and glucuronyltransferase 2-like
Exons: 12
Coding region: 553-2694 (713 amino acids)
Biological process (GO): protein O-linked glycosylation via mannose
Molecular function (GO): xylosyltransferase activity; glucuronosyltransferase activity
Source: RefSeq, a predicted model, not a curated record
CUCAAUUGACAACAAACAAUCCACAUGUUAUUUCCACACUGUGACGGCGAUCCGUUUAGACCGCGGAGAUUAAAUUUUUUUAAAUUGCUCAUAAUUGAGUACCGGCUGUAAAUCGUCUCGCGGGCACUUCUGCCAUUUAAUUCGUAUUCAAUCUGGUUUUCGUCAUGCCUGCGUGCAUCAUAUGUGUCGGCAGAAACCUCGAUAUGUUUUUCUGCAAGCUUUUACUUCUAAUACGAUAAAAUAUCGAUGAACGUUUCAAUUAUUACACAUAACAUCAGUUCAGUUAACUAGUUCAGAAUCACACUUUGCACAAUAAUAUAUUCAUUGUGUUUUUGUUUAACAAGCGUGUAGGUGAAUGUGUUCAUUUCUUACAUUCUUUGUAUUCUCAAUGUUUAUAAUCUUCUUUCUGACAAUUAUACACAUGAUACAUGCAUCGUCUCUGCAACUACAAAUUAUAUUCUGAUAUGCAGUUUGUCACAAGUCAUCUGUAUAAUCCUUGAGGUUUAGUUUUCGGCGUUUCUUUCAGGCUCGAAGCAUGCCCAAUAGAUUGGAAUGGCUCGACCAUGGAUAAGGUGUUUUAUUGGAGCCAUUGCAAUAUCGACGAUGUUUUACUUCUACUUGUUCUCGAACGUUGCAGAAAGUGACAAAUCCAAAAAGGCACUUCAGGCUGAUCUUAAAUUUAGAAAAGUAUAUACUAGCAUAAACGAACCACAUAAUCUCACUGGCUACCGAAUGCCUGACGAGCAGCCUCAGCCUCGAAGGAAUGUGGAGGUAACAUCGUUUCACUUGUCCAGCUCGCCUACCGAGUGCAGCAUCAUCCACGUAGCGAUGGUAUGCGCAGGAUACAACUCGACAUUUACUACCGUAAUUGUGGUCAAGUCCAUUUUAUUCUAUCGAAGGAAUCCUCUUCACUUUCACUUCAUCGUAGACGAGAUUGCCAACACAACUCUUUUCACGUUAUUUGAAUCAUGGAAUCUACCAAAUGUUCAACUGAGUUAUUAUAAGUCCGCAGAAUUGGUACCGCGAGUAGCUUGGAUACCGAACAAGCAUUACUCCGGAGUUUACGGUCUGCUAAAACUGAUUCUUCCUGAGGUACUAAGUGUUGAUAAAGUGAUAGUACUUGAUACUGAUGUUACCAUUCUAACGGAUAUACUAAGGCUAUGGAAAUUGUUCGACAACUUUGAGUCUCAGCACUUCAUAGGAUUAGUAGAAAACCAAAGUGACUGGUAUUCAAAACCGUCAGCAAGAAACCCGUUUCCCUGGCCUGCAUUGGGUCGAGGUUUCAACACGGGGGUCAUUUUGAUGCACUUGAAGCGACUUAGGAGUAUGGAAUUUCUGAAAAUAUGGGAAAAAACGUCGCGAGCCACCCUAGAAGAGAUUUCCGAAACUCAUCUCGCCGACCAAGAUAUAAUAAAUACUGUGAUAAAGAAGUACCCCGGUAUAUUGUACAGGCUUGAUUGUACGUGGAACGUUCAGUUGAGUGUUCAAACAUUGAGUGAAAAUUGUUAUACUAACACGAACGAAAUAAAUAUUAUUCACUGGAAUUCACCAAAAAAACAAGACGUGACCAACAAGCAUAUUGACGACUUUCGAAAGGCGUAUCAAAUAUUUUUAGAGCUGGACGGAAAUCUGCUGCGAAGGCAGCUUUUCCCAUGCCAAAAAUCAGACGAGCGAGUUUUUUCCCAAAACUCGGAAACUGGUCACGGCACGUGUCAGAAAUUCGAGGAAAGUUCGCGAAUUAACUAUCGUACGUAUUUGUUCCUCCUCGAGUACGAAAACAACUUUCGGUACAUCCCCGACGUGACUCUGAUCACGCAGUGUAGUGGAGACCGGUUAACGCUUUUGGAAGAUUUGUGCAAACGUUGGAGAGGCGCGAUAUCCGUGGCCCUGUAUUUUACGGACGCAGACACUUAUAAUUUCAUUAAAUUUGUACGGGGUUCGGAGGAGCUGAGCAAACGAAGAAACAUCGCCUACCACGUCGUCUACAAGGAAGGGGACUUUUACCCGGUAAAUUAUUUACGCAACGUAGGAAUGUCGCACGUGACUACAUCCUACGUAUUUCAAUUAGACGUUGACUUUUUACCCUCCAAUGGUUUAUACGAUACACUGAUGAGCAGUAUUGUCUCCCUGCGAUUGACCCAAGAUAGACAAGUUGCGUUGAUAGUACCUGCCUUCGAAACCGAAAGAUACAGGUUCAAUUUUCCCGAGAGCAAAGAAGCCCUCGUUAGGUCUCUGAACCGUGGUAUGUUUUACACAUUCCGAUAUCACAUCUGGUCCCAGGGACAUGCGGCAACGAACUACACUCACUGGUGCAAGGCUUCUGAGCCAUACGAGGUUGAUUGGGAGCCAGACUUCGAACCGUAUGUCGUGGUUCCGAGUUCGGCUCCUAGCUACGAUACCAGAUUCGUUGGUUUCGGUUGGAACAAAGUCUCGCACAUAGCACAUCUAGCGGCGAUGGGAUACAGGUUCGUCGUUCUGCCUGACGCGUUUGUUAUCCAUCGUCCUCACGCACCGAGUUUCGACAUCGUUAAAUUUCGACAGGACUCGUUAUACAGAAGAUGCCUGAAAAAAUUGAAAGAUACUUUUGUCGACGAGUUGUUAAGGAAGUACGAGGCUAGUGCUGUUUCCAAUUUGAAGAAGCGAUCCCGUUCAUCCGGGACAAAAGUACGAGAUGAAAAGGAGCAAAAUGCUUGAUUCGCCGUCUCUACACUCUGGAAAUCACCUCGCCAAGUAAUAUUAAUCUGGUAUUUAGACAAGGAACGCAUGAUUCGCAUACUACCUACACUCAGCUCUCCAGAGAAAAUUGCGUUCACUUUUACUGUACCAAAUGCGAAGUUUGACACGAACGUGCAGCAAACCGCCAAGACGUUUAGAAAAAAAUUUAAUAAAUAAAUAAAUUAAUAUUCGCGCGCGACAAUUUUGAGAAUGACGUAAAUUCUUGAAUUGCGAUUACCGCUUCUUGCUCUCUCUCUCUUUCUCUCCCCCUCUCCCUCUCUCUCUCUCUCUCUCUCUCUCUCUCUCUCUCUCUCUUUCUCUCACUCUCUCUCUUACUCCUAUUGUAGCCAGAGAUUCUAAAUUUUUCCCAUUAGUUCCCGUCUACGGGAGAAACUUAGUCCUCUUCUGAGGCAUAAGCCGAUUAAUUACUUAUCACUCGCCCCAGGUUUCCCAACUUUUCCCAUCCCAGAACUGCGCGAGCUCCAUUCUCUUAUUGUUUUAUUGUGUCGAGGCCUGAUGCUACUUUUGAACCGGCAAUGAAAUCUGUAAAGAAAUUGCUUUUCGUGUUGCCUGGAAACCUGGUACUAGUUGAGAAAUUUUAAAUUCACAAACUUUUGGCUAUCUAGAAUAUUUCAGCGGGAUUGAUUAGUUUACAGCGCAAUGCACACAGCUUGCGUUGGGAAGAAUUUAUUCCACUCCGAAGACGCUGAAAGUUUAGCGCCUUCGAAAUUUAUACCUUGAAUGCAAAGCGCUGCUAAUAAACACCUCGCGAUCAGACAUGCGAAUUUACUUCCGAAAUGAGGUUCUAAGCCAUUAAGCGCGAUGGGAAGCACUCAAAAUGGUUUGGCGGACUGGCAGGUAUUAGAUUAAGUCAGUGUCUUGAUUUAAAGGUCCCAAGAAGGCGAUUUCCAGUGAUUGGGUGUUUUUUUUUUUUUCUUAAGGAAGAAGAACAACGAAGGUUCUUAAUAUUUCGAAUGUUUUUUAAACACAAAUUUGAAAAGUGCCAGAAAAAUUUGUUGUCGUCAAAUUGUGUGUUGAAAUACAUUUAAAAUUUGAAGAAGCUUCGUUGUUUCUCUGCAUAUCAAAAAAAGGAAAAUAAUCCCCGUAAAUCACUAUUUUUAGGCCUCUAAACCAGGACACCGCCUUAAUUCCAAAUCGAUCCCGGUGUAAUAUCAUACAAUAUUUCUGACUACACCUAAUUACAGUACCAUUACAAAACUGAAAAGUGCAAAAAAUGCGUGUAGAUUCGUAGAGAAAGAUAAAAAGCGAACGAAACAGUAAUGUUCAAUUUAAGAAUUCUCACAGCGGCGAUGAAAGAGUAAACAGGCUAGGGGGUCGGAUUUUGUCGGGCGAAAAUCCUGUGAGAUGGAUAAAAUAUUACUCAUCUCCGAAGACAUGGAAGUCCCGAAGGCUUCACAGGGCGUAACUCGUGGUCGGCCAGAGAAUUGAAAAAUAGCCGGUAGCUUCGAAGUGAUAGAAUGAAAACAGGAAUGAUGCGAAAUGAUAAAAAGUCAGUCAGGCGCAUUUCAAAUCGAGUACAACGCGUACAUUGAAUACAUAACUGUCGAUAACGUGGAAAUAGGAAUAAAUCGCGAUCGGGUGAAUAAAUCGGCCUCAUCGAUUUUCCCGAUUCAGCUCCAAACGCGGGUUUGUACUCGACAUUUUCGCGCUGCAUCGUAUUUCGAACGGAAAUGCGCUAUUCGCAUCUCCCAAUGCAAUUUAGUUGCCGCAAUUCGCAAUAAACUAUACCAAAAACUAAAAAGACUGAUGUUCAAACACGCUGCUUAGUCAAAUGGAUCUGACGGACUUUCAGUUGGGCGUAAUUAAACUUUAUUUGGCAAAUAACUGAGGUUUAUAAUAACGAGAAACUCCGGGCUUUACUAACUCGUGAUUUCAGCAGUACCGAGUACUAAUUAUUCUAAUGCAAUACCUCUGUUAUUUAUUCGCGUGGUUUUAGCCGGAUUAGCCCGCGUAGUGGAAUUCCAAUAUUGAAUCAUCCGCGUAUUAACUCGCAGGGACUCGGCGUAUAACGCGAUCGAUCGAUCAUUACAGAUCUUUCAGAGUACGUGAACAAGUAAUUAUUUCAUCCAUAGAUCUCGGCGCUGAACACUCGAUAUGAUCAAUCCAGCCGCGCCAAAAUUUCGUCUGAUUAUCCCGUACGCUGUUCACUCUCCGAGUUUGUUGAAUUAUUUUCACACAGUGCCUUGUACUCUGGUACCCUGUACAUAUUAUACAAAUAUGUUUAUCAACUCAAAACCAGCUCCGAUCACUCGCAGUAUUAAUUCGAAAUAUUAUUAUAACUACGUUUCGCUGCCCGCAGUCACGGAGAUUUGGAAUUACGCUGAGUAGGCGAUACGACUACCGUUAAUUUUAAUCAUUCGAUAAUCCAACUAAUUGUCUGCGGAUAAAACAUCUUUGCUAAGAGUUUCUGCAUAGUUUUUACAAGCGAAUGGCUCGUUGCGCCUUCUUUGAAUUCCUUCGAAUAGUUCUAUACAUUUUUCUGUUGUUUUUUAUUAAUGCAUAUAACUGGUUGUUCAAAGGGAUUUUCGAAGAAAUAAUUCACUGUACCGAUAGAUAGAUAGAUAGGUAGACAAUUGUACGCGUACGAGUAGAAUAAAAGGAGAACGGUUUUACGUACCGUCUUCGUUUCCUCGUUCGGCGGAGUAGCUUGUGAACCAAAAUUUUAAGGACCAAAGUUAGAAUUAUACACAAAAGGUUAAUUUUUAAUAUCGAGUAAAUUUUAUAAUAAAAGUUAAUCGUAUAUAAAACACCUAGGUAUAGAUUAUAGUCAAAGUAUACAACGAGGAUAUAGAAGAUAAGAACGAAACAAAUAAACAAAUACCUUUGUAAAGUUAUAUCGACCAUGUGACACUUGAAAAUUUAUAUUAUAUGUUAUAUACGUAUAUCUAUGCGUAGGAAUGAUUCGGGGAAUAUUUAUUAAAAUUUUAUGAUCCACCAUGAAGUGUACAGAGCGGUUAUUUAAUUUGAAUGCUUCUUUUUUAAAUAUUAUACAAUCACCACUAUAUUAUAGGUAGAUAUUAAUCGUUUAUAAAAUAUUUAUGUAAUAUUUACACACCCCAACACCAGAUUCAUUUUUAUGUAAUACGACACGUCCCAGAAAUUAUUUUCUAUACAAAUUAUUAUUAUUAUUAUUAUUAUUAUUAUUAUUAUUAUAACGAAGCACUCGAUGAAAACAUUUAUAUUAUUGAGGCAAGCUUCGACCCUACGUGCUAGUUAUUAGUUAGAUUAUACAAGUAUUGUACCGUAUUGUUUUCUCUCUAUUAUGCAUCUACGUAUUAUAAUUUUUAUUUUAACGACAUAAUGAACAGGCAUAUGUAAUGUUAAUCUUUCAAUUACGUUGACAUUUUCAGGUAUUACAUCUUCCUAGUUACACGGGUGACCCGUUAAUUUUUAUUCUCGUCAAUAAUUAUUAUUAAUGUAAUUCAAGCAAGAAAAUUAAAAACAGAAACUUAUUCCUCGAUA